AUGUGGGCCUUCCUGGUGCUCGCUCUUACCGUCACUGUUGGGGCGUCAGAAACUGACAACAACACAUCGCCUGAAGAAAAGCUUGAUGUAGCCAGAGGUAAACUGCUGGCUCCCAGUGUGGUUGGAUGAGGCAUAAAGAAAAUGCCCGAGCUCCAUCAUUUUCUCAUGGAGCGAUGGGCUUUGUACCACAACUUGGAAUACGAUUCCUCGGAGGAGAAGAAUCCCCGUCUGAUAUUCUAUAACGAACGGGACGAGGUUGUAAAGACUGUUCCCGUGAAGAAAAUGAAGGCAGACGAGAUCAGCAGCCUGCUGGACUCGCUGGGCUUCUACAAGAGGUCCCAGAAAGGGGAAGAGGUGCCAGAGGAGUUUCAGCAUUUCCCCCUGCGCGCCCCGAGGGACGAGCUGUGAGGACACCCCGUGGCCAAACUCUGCCGCUGCACCCCGGUCACAUUAAUGACGCGUGGGGCUCCAAGGCCGAAACGA
Xiphias gladius (swordfish) is the source of this 483-nucleotide messenger RNA. RefSeq names its product selenoprotein e (gene selenoe). The record is from RefSeq and is a predicted model, not a curated record. NCBI's taxonomy places the organism in Eukaryota, Metazoa, Chordata, Actinopteri, Istiophoriformes, Xiphiidae. The transcript is spliced from 4 exons.